Molecule: messenger RNA, 854 nt
Organism: Periophthalmus magnuspinnatus
Lineage: Eukaryota; Metazoa; Chordata; Actinopteri; Gobiiformes; Gobiidae
Exons: 6
Coding region: 199-702 (167 amino acids)
Cellular component (GO): NURF complex; MLL1 complex
Source: RefSeq, a predicted model, not a curated record
AUGAAUCUAAAAAUGGCUUGUGAGGGUGAGUGAUGUGCUAAACGGCAUCAAGCACAGUUCAUGGACGUCUUUCUUUCCCUGCUGUGAGCUUGCUCCGAGUAGCAGCUAGCUACUGGGUUAGCAUCCAAGCAAUUGCAUUAGAUUCAAGGCAUUGGUGACGUCUUUUCAAAACAUUUAGUUCCCGUUUAAAGAAGCGAAAUGACCUCAGCUUCGACUAAAGUAGGAGAGAUUUUCUCUGCAGCUGGAGCUGCCUUUACCAAACUGGGCGAAUUGACCAUGCAGCUUCAUCCUGUAGCAGAUGCCAGCCCUGCAGGCACUCAGACCAAGAGCACAGUUAAGAGGAAGACAUUUGAAGAUGGCUCCCUGGUGACAUCUGAUGGCCCUAAAAAGACAAGCAAGAAGACAAGUGCAGCUAUGGCAAGACAGGCUGCUGUUGUCCCUGUGCCUGCUGGUCAGGUCGUGAGUACUCCCACAAGAAUGCAGAGUCCAACUUCAGCCCAACUUCCUCUGAAGAAACAGAAGACAGCAGAUGUGACUCUUAGUGCCCUGAAUGACUCGGACGUCAACAGUGACCUAGUGGACAUCGAGGGACUCGGCGAUGGAUCAACCUCAAAGAAACUAAACACAUUUGACCAAGAUAAUUUAAACCUGGACUCCAGUCUCAUCAUGAAUUCCAGUGACAUUCCACUGCUCUCCCGCUGACCAAUCCCACUUUUCAAGGACUUCUGUUUUUGAUAGGAUAAUAUGACUCAAGCUAUGUGUAAUAUUAUUUUAUAAAAUAUCUUUGUCAGUAUUAUGUUUGUAUAGAUAAGAUAUUGUGCAUUUUAGUAAACGGUUUCCUUAAAGAACAAAAA